AUGUCAAAGUAUGGCUUGGAACCACACCACAGCCAAUUAACUCAGGGAUUACGGGGAAACAAAUCAAACAAAAAGUCGCUCAAUUCAAACAAGUUGAGUAAAAGUCCUUGGGAAGAAGAGAAUAAUGCAUUGAACAGGGAAGCCCCCAUGAUACAUAAUAAGCUAUACUGUGAUCAAGUGAAGAAGAAUGUGAAAUUAAGACAAGUAUCGUCUAGCGUGCUACUGAAAUUGGGCACAGAUGAUUUGCGCUCUGUCAAAUCACACACGGAGUUGGCGGAAACAGCUAAUGGGGUUCGUAUGUUGGCCAAAAACUUGGCGAAGGCCACAAUUCAGCUAGAAGUGAAGGCAAUAAUGAUAGUAACGAAGGCAAGAGAUAACUCAUUAAUUUAUUUGACCAGAGAGAUAGUCGACUAUUUAUUGGCGAAAAACAAAGACAUUAUGGUCUACGUGGAUCGUAACUUACAGAAACUGAAACGAUUCAAUGCCGCUAAUUUAUACGAAACUGUUCCUAAGGCAAAGAAAUAUGUCAAAUACUGGGACAAAAAGUUUGCAUUCCAAAAUCCUCAGAAAUUCGACUUGGUGGUUACAUUGGGUGGAGAUGGGACGGUCUUGUAUGUAUCGAAUCUUUUCCAACGAGUGGUACCACCGGUGAUUUCCUUUGCACUCGGUUCAUUAGGAUUUUUGACAAACUUCAAAUUCGAACAGUUCAGAGAGAGAAUGUCCAACGUGUUGGACGCCGGUGUACGUGCCUACUUGAGAAUGAGGUUCACCUGUCGUGUUCACAGAGCCGAUGGGAAGCUUCUCUGCGAACAACAGGUCUUGAAUGAGUUAGUGGUGGACAGAGGCCCCAGCCCGUAUGUGACUCAGCUUGAAUUGUACGGAGAUGGCUCGUUGUUAACGGUGGCACAGGCAGAUGGGCUCAUCAUCGCUACCCCCACCGGAUCUACUGCGUACUCGCUCUCGGCCGGUGGGUCUCUUGUACACCCCGGGGUCAGUGCCAUAAGCGUUACGCCUAUCUGCCCUCACACCCUUUCUUUCCGUCCCAUCUUGUUGCCUGACGGCAUGUUCCUCAAGGUGAAGGUCCCCAGCACCAGUAGGUCCACGGCGUGGGCGUCGUUUGACGGUAAGGUCAGAACCGAGUUGCGCAAGGGCGACUAUGUCACCAUCCACGCAAGUCCGUUCCCCUUCCCCACCGUCAUCUCGUCCAAAACCGAAUACAUCGACAGUGUCAGCCGCAACUUGAACUGGAACGCCAGAGAGCAGCAAAAGCCCUUCACCCACCUUCUCAGCGAAAACAACAAGAAAAUGUACGACAGCUCGCCCGCAAACCUUCCCUCGCACAUCAACGACCUCUCUGUCGCCUCAGACGAGUUUGACAUCGACUACACCGACGAAGAAGACUCCUCUCUUUCCGAAGAAGACAUCCCCUUCGUCCCUUCGCCUGAUGAAGGCUUGGAGACCCCCCCUACCUACGGAACAUUCGAAGACCGUCCCUGCUUCGCACACCCGAAUGCAAAAAUAUCGCUCAACGGCUCGUCCUCCAUGUCCAAUUUUUCGUCUCCUACAUCUACCGAGUCCGACACCCUUACCAUGUAUCCUAAACAUCAUGUACGCGACGCUCAAUCCCCUAACCCAUGA
Debaryomyces fabryi is the source of this 1638-nucleotide messenger RNA. RefSeq names its product NADH/NAD(+) kinase. The transcript has a single exon. NCBI's taxonomy places the organism in Eukaryota, Fungi, Ascomycota, Pichiomycetes, Serinales, Debaryomycetaceae. The coding region runs from base 1 to 1638 and encodes 545 amino acids. Gene Ontology annotation, molecular function: NAD+ kinase activity. The record is from RefSeq and is a predicted model, not a curated record. Gene Ontology annotation, biological process: NADP+ biosynthetic process; NAD+ metabolic process.